Molecule: messenger RNA, 5964 nt
Organism: Neolamprologus brichardi
Lineage: Eukaryota; Metazoa; Chordata; Actinopteri; Cichliformes; Cichlidae
Product: somatostatin receptor type 2-like
Biological process (GO): neuropeptide signaling pathway; cellular response to glucocorticoid stimulus; cellular response to estradiol stimulus
Cellular component (GO): neuron projection; plasma membrane
Molecular function (GO): neuropeptide binding; somatostatin receptor activity
Source: RefSeq, a predicted model, not a curated record
CUCUCUCUCUCCAUUCGGUGCUGCGUGCGUCCUGCCGCUCUGUCUGACUCCUCGCCAAGACUUUCCUGUUGGACACACACUCGCGAGCGCACGCCACCUUAUUUUAUUUUUCAUUCUCUUGUGUUUUUUUUGUUUUUGUUUUAGUCUUUCCUUUUACAAACGUGGACUAUUUCUCGGAGGUAACGAUGGCCUGAGAGAUGUAGCGCGAUCAGCAGCUCUGAUUAGGGCGACUGAAUGCCGGCGCCGUGCGUAAGUUAGGAGCAGGUGGAUGGAGAGGCUGGCGGGAUGCAGCUUUCCAGUAGGUCAGAGCCGCUUCGGGGGCGACAGGACUUCGCAUUCUCGGGUUCUCGGGACACUUUUGCCACUCUGGACGUGAUAUGAGGAUGGUAUUUUUCUGUGGAAAACUGAGAUGUGAUAAUUGAUGCUCCUCCUAUGUGAAAAUUUCUGAGUCAUCCUUAUCCCUAGAGCCCCACACCCUUGGAAGUCAAAGUCUUAUAUUCCCAGGACCCCAGGCUCUUACCUUUAUCCUUGAAUCCAUCACUCAAAGCCUCUUUUAAAUGUAUUUCUGUAACUUUUUUUAGUAAAAGCAGUUCUUUGAAACAUUUGAACCCUUGACUCAUUAAUAUUUCCCAUUAUCACUGUACCCUGGAUUAGACAAACCCAUAACCCUUUAGGAAAUUAGACCCCUUUGCUCUCAGCAGUCAUGGCCUUGGAUCAGUUGCCCUUCCUCCCAACUUCCCCUAACAAUUCCAUCCCUGAGCCCUUCUGGUACGACAUCCAAGGGAAUGACUCCGACCUGGGCUUCAACAUUUCCAAAGACAAGGAGCAUCACCAGGACAAGACCAGCUCAGUGGUCAUUACCUUCAUCUACUUCAUGGUAUGCGCUGUGGGAUUGUGUGGUAACACCCUGGUCAUCUAUGUUAUUCUACGUUACGCCAAAAUGAAGACGGUGACCAACAUUUACAUCCUCAACUUGGCAGUGGCAGAUGUUCUGUGCAUGAUGAGCCUGCCAUUCAUCGCCCUGCAGCUGGCGCUGGUGCACUGGCCCUUCGGAGAGGCUCUGUGCCGAAUGAUCAUGAGCGUAGACUCUCUCAAUCAGUUCACCAGCAUCUUCUGUCUCAUGGUAAUGAGCAUCGAUCGAUACCUGGCUGUGGUUCACCCUAUUAAGUCUACAAAAUGGCGGAAACCCCGUGUAGCAAAGCUAAUUAACCUCACAGUAUGGGGUGUGUCGUUGUUAGUCAUCCUGCCAACUCUGAUCUUCAGUGGACUGAACAAGGUUCCAGUGUGUGGCAUUGUGUGGCCGGAGCCUCAGGAUGUCUACUACACGGCCUUCAUAUUCUACACCUUCUUCAUUGGGUUCUUCCUGCCGCUGGCAGUUAUAUGUAUGUGCUACCUGCUCAUUAUAGUCAAGGUGAAGUCAUCCGGAUUGCGUGUGGGCUCCACAAAGCGUAAGCGUUCAGAGCGCAAGGUGACCCGGAUGGUGUCCAUCGUGGUGGCGGUGUUCGUCCUCUGCUGGCUGCCUUUCUACAUUUUCAAUGUCACCUCUGUCACCGGCUCAAUCAAGCCCACCUCUGCUGUGAAGAGCACGUUCGACUUCGUGGUGGUGCUCGGCUACGCUAACAGCUGCGCCAACCCCAUCUUGUACGCCUUCCUGUCAGACAACUUCAAGAAGAGUUUUCAGAAUGUUCUGUGCUUGAAAAAGGUGGCAGGCCUGGAUGAGGUAGAGCGCAGCGACAGCAGGGCAGACAGGAGCAAGAUGAUUAACGAAGCUUCGAUUAUUAAUGCCAACCUGUACACUCACAAUCCUACCCUGCUCAAUGGCGAACUGCAGACCAGCAUUUAAAGGAGUGCCAGUAACAGACUGACAGGCUGCCAGUGUACUGUGGUAACCCCAAGUUAAAACACAAAUGAGAAAACAGAUGAUGUAAGCACUGCUCGUGGACACUGAUGCAUGAGCAAAGUCGAAUUGAAAAAUAAACAAUUUCUUAAUCUUUUUAAAGGUCAGGGGAAGUGCACUGACUCGAGCUCAAAACUCUUGUUAAUUGGGUUAAUGAAGCAACUUGAGCUUAUUAACCCUAAGGCGGAGCAAGAAUAUGUAUUUUACUCAAGUACUUUUCAGAGAUAAGUGACAUGAAACAUUUAUAAGAACGCUAUUUGUGCUUGCCAGCUUCAAGCUUUUAUGGAGUUGCCCGAAAUGAUCUUGAGGAGGCAGGAUGUGAAAGUGGAGCGUGGUGGAAAGGACAAAGAAAUAUUUUGGAUAGUACUCCAAUGGCAGAGAGAAGUCUGAGGGGACCGAGUACCAUCCUUGCUCUAGUUGACUGAUUUUUUUCUCUUUUUUAAAACGUGUAUCUGUGUGUGCUAGCUAAAAACCUUUAGGCAACGAUUUCUCUGGAUGUGGAAGUACCAUGGAGAGAAGUAGGCAAAACAUUUGAGUGAAAACAGCCAACUCUGUAAUUUCCCAGAGCCUCGAAGAUAAGAAUCUGAGUCUACAGCCUGAAGGUUCAUGCUCAUAUUUUAUUCACAUCAGGUGAUUAGUCUGGUCUUACAUGAUCAGCGGGGCAACGAAACGGCAAAGCCGACAACAAAGGAUAUUAUUUUCUCUCCAUUCUAGCUGGUAUCAAGAUGGAAGAAGCUACAGAUCUGCAAACCUCUGAAUAUUACAUCCUGGAUUAUUGAUUUAGUGAAAGAAUGGGAAACUGUGUCUGUCUCUAACCUUGUUCCCUUAUAACAGUUUGACUUUGUGCAUAGGAAAAAGGCUUUCUCUCAACCUCUUGGGAAACUUCACACAUGUGGAUGAGUGUUGAAAUCAAAAACAAUUUUAAAGGAAAAACCUGCUGUUACAUUGUGUAUUGCUGAGUUUGUAAAGUCCCAUCAAAAGUAUUUUUACCGUAUCCUGAACUUUACAUUACUUUGUGCCGUUGUAAAGAGCCCCCAUAAGUGUAAAGUGCUGUGUUUUGGCAAUGUAAGAGUUCUCAAUUUAAUGUCGUAACACUUUGCUCAGAUUCACAUUUGGUUCAGCCAGCGUGUGCCUGCAAAGAUGCCGAAAUUUCACAGAAGGCGGACAAAUGUGUCAUGUAACUGAACAGGGAAGGAGAGAGAGAGAGAUGGACAAGGAGACGCAGAGACAUAAAAAGAACUAAAGCUUGUGGAUGCAGUGUAUGCACUGAGGACAAUGCUUUGAAGACUGAAGCGUGCUGUGUUAGCAUGACUGACAGGAAGAGAUCAAGGUGACAACUUGAAAAAUAAUGCAUUAUUUCUUCAAAUCAAAGUCAAAGACACAGUGUUUCCAGAGCUGGGAUGUAUUUCUACAUAAAUAAAUGUAAGGAUAGCUCAAACAUGCAGUUUAUACAGUGUAUUACAUUUAAAAAAAAUAAUUUGUCAUGGACUUGUUUGCUAAAUGGUAAUAAGAAACACGACCACGAGAGGCAGCAUAGUCUAGUAACAGUUGAUGCAUUUGCACUUCCGUAAAGUCCUUUUUUAAGGAAUAUUAAAUGGAGUGCUUUUGUUGAUUUCCUGUGUGAUGGAUGUCCAUAUUAAACAUGUAGUUUGAAAUAAUGAGGCUUGUGUAUGUACAGGUAACAUCUAAGAUCCAAACAUUUGGUCUUCAUAAUCUGUUUUUUCUACGCUCGGCUCUCUAGGAUGUCAGUGAGACAGAAUAUUCCUAAAAUUAUCAUCUCAGGCUCAUAGCUCUUGCUGAGAGCACGAAGCUCCGCCUUUUCAGACCUUCUGCUUGCGAGGGGCAGCCAAUCAGAAGAAAACUGGCACUAGAGCUUGUUUCAGACAGAGGGUGAAAUGAGAUGCUGCAUCAAUGCUCAGUAUGGUAUAAUUUUGAGCUUUGACUGCGCAAAGCUACUCUAGUAAACCCCAAGAAUAAUUCAUGACAUGGAGCUGGAAAUUAGCAUAAUGGCCCCUCUUUUAAAAUCAAGGACACUGCUGCUGGGAACAUGUCACACAUUUCCGGACACAUUCAAGUUUUAUGUCCAAAUGAACAGUUCAGCAAAGUUUAGAUAUAUGAAAAUAUCAGGUCAAAACAAAUUUAAAACCAACAUGUAGUUGGUCUUCACAGUCGCUAGAGUUUGUUGUUGCGGUAUAUGGCAAACAGCAUUAUGAUCAACAUAUUUUGAAUAGUAUUUCACUAUCUCUCAAUUGCAUUUAAUGCAUUGAAUUAAGAGCGGAAAUAAUAAUUGAUCAGACGUCUUUGAUGAACUAAAGAUGUUUUGGCGAUCCCUUAACAUUCCAUCAAUUGCCAUCGUCAGGUCUGUCAUUUACACUAUUUGAUAAUGUGGUUUAAAAUCCAAUUACCUGCAAAACUAAUGGAAAGAAGUCAUUGGUUCGGCAGGUUUAAACGCCUGUAUACAUAUUUAGUUAGAUACUCUGUGUUCCAGAACAUACAGAGCUGUCCAAAAUGUCCAAAAUUUAAACAGCAAUGCCUCUGAUUAGUUAAAGUUGGUGUUGUAAUGGAAAUGUUCAAACCCACGAACACUUAAUGAGCAUGAAACAUAAGAAACCCUAACCCCAAACACACACAACACAAAUUACAAAAUUUAUUCAAAAAGACUACAGUAAUGUCAACGAUUAAAUUCAGGAAGUUUGGAAGAUAUUCGCUGAGGAAUGUAGUAGUUCCUUCACCAUUCAAAGUAUUUAUAUAAACAGAUUUUCAUGUUACAGUUCACCUGGUAGCUGCUCAGCUUGGGUCAAGGCUUCAAACAUUUUAUAUGAAGGUUUUCUGGAGGAAUUCCCUUCUGGAACUAGAGCCCUUGGAAAAGUAGGCGCUCACUGAUGCUGACAUCCUGACAAUUAUAUUAUACAGAUAUUUAGCGAGUGUGUUAACCUUUUAACAUUGUGUUUAGCAUGUUAGCAUGCUAGCUUUCCUUGAAUUUGCAACUCAGAAACAUUAGCAAGCUAACAUGUUAGCAAGGAGUAAAAAUGUUCAAUAAAUAUCUGCAUAAUAAACUGCUAUCAUUGUAAAGAUGUUAGCAUGUUAAAGUCAGGGCUUAAUUAAGUAAAGCCAUGGAGCCACAAGGGCUACAGGAUAUGUUUAGCCUCUUUGAUUUGGAAGUCUUCUUAUAUAUUAGAUAGUGUUUAUAUCGUCCAUCAUUACUAAUUUUAACUUACCUACAGCAACUGGCUAGCAAAAACAUGACCAAUAUAGAUAUAAUUUAUUCUGUAUGAGCAAAAUGGACUUCAGCAAAAAGACCUUCACAAUAGCCUGAAUUUAGAAACCCUUACCACGUCCACAGAAGGCAUCUCGUUCUGUUCUAGCUAUCAUGAUUUUACUCACAUCCGCUUCCACAAGACACUUUCACAACACCUGGUUCUCAGACUAUUUGUCAAAGCCUCUACAGCAGCAACAAGAUUGCUGGGUACACGCUCCACUGUCAGAUUGAGUUGGUUCCAGUAUAUCAGUCAGGCCGGAAGCUCGCAAUCAAUGCAAUCAAAAGAGAUGAGGUAGAAGAGGCUACUCCUAAUAAUAUUAAUGUGAGGCUCUGCACACACAGAGAGGCAAGUCCCAGUUUGUAGCAGGCAACACACCCAGUAAUUUGUCGUGACAUUCUGUCUGUGUUGUCACUGCUGCAGGUAGUAUUUCCAGCAGGGUCAGUCGCACCUUCAGUAACAGGUCAGAACAGGAUUACAGAGAUACCCUAUGAAUCAUGUUUAUGGAAGUUUGUAGGGUAGGCAUGCUGUGAUUUAAUGUGCUUUAGCCCUGUUUCAUACUCUGUCACACAGACAUCCUUGUACCAUAGUCUGAAAAAUACAUGAAAUGACGAUGGCGACCGGACUGUGUAUGUAACAGCAAUCAAAGGGUGAACAGUAAACAGAAACCGUAAUGAAACAUGCAGUAUAUUUUAGUAUGUUUUCCUUUUUCUGCUUUACUAAAUAACAUGUGCACCGCGGUGAAAAAACUCAUUUUAGAGCCUCACCCACUGCAGUUAAGGUAUUUAGCGUCUUCAAGCCUGCAGUGUG